AUAUUUUUAUACCAAUAUAAGCCAUGUCGGAAGAGCAGCCAUCGAGCUCGUUGCUGAAGCCCAUUUUAAUCAAGAGGGAUAUCGAAAUGGACGGAGCAGGUGAUGACGCCGGUAAGGAGACCUCGAAGCCCAAGAAGCAUGUCACCUUCAACCGGAUGGUGGAGUAUUACACCUACUCGGAAACUUUGGCCAGCUGGAAGAGGCGCCUCAUGUCCGACAACGACUUGCGCCGGAGCAUGCCGACCGAGUCGAAAACUUGCUUUACAAAGCACUAGGCCAAUUUAUGACUCCAGCCCAUCAAAUUGCCCAUAUUGAAAAACCAAUACUGAACAGGAACGAAACGCUGGCGGAAGUUGUUAAACGGAACGUGACACUUUUAACCUAAUUGGAAAAUAAACGAGAGCCCGAGUCCUGCCGGCAAAGCGGAUGUGGACUUGUCCGUUGUUUUUAAUGCAUUUUCCGUGUCCUACGCUGGGCAACGAAGUCGAGCAAAUGACCAAUGAGUUAUUCAUGAUUUGUACCUACAUUUCUAUAUUUUUGUUCGUAUAUUAAAAGCAUAAGCUAGUGCAGAGUGGGUACGUCUAUUUU
Molecule: messenger RNA, 588 nt
Organism: Drosophila mauritiana
Lineage: Eukaryota; Metazoa; Arthropoda; Insecta; Diptera; Drosophilidae
Exons: 2
Coding region: 24-275 (83 amino acids)
Source: RefSeq, a predicted model, not a curated record